AUGAAUCUAUUUCGCGGUCGUGCAGUGAUUGAUCAGGUGUUUCCUUAUCCGCUUAGACUAGACGAAGAUCGUCGUGAAACAUUACACCUCAUUGCUGGUCCAAUGGAGAAAUUCCUAAUGGAAGUAAACGACGUCGCAAAGUAAGU
Molecule: messenger RNA, 146 nt
Organism: Strongylus vulgaris
Lineage: Eukaryota; Metazoa; Nematoda; Chromadorea; Rhabditida; Strongylidae
Source: the annotation of a GenBank genome assembly